AUGUGGCCACCUGACUACGCGAUUCGCAUCUCCUAUGAUCGUCCCACGACUGAUUUACGAAGAUACUUCGACGUGGAAGCACAUUCCGAUCUUGUGCUUCAAUGUGGCGAGGAUCGAAUCCAUGUGCAGAAGAAGAUACUCCAAACCUGGUCUGAGCAUUUCAAAGAGCUUUUGCAAAGCUCACCACAGGUUGGUGAAGGACCACUGAUCCUCGAAGGCGAUGAUCCAGCAACAAUGCGUGCGCUGAUCAAAUACAUGUAUGGAGUGCCUUACAUCGCACACUCUCCCUAUCAACAGCAUAACGAACCGACUUUUGUCGGAGAAUUUUUUAAUCCCGAGGAUGAAGACGCUAAGAAGCUCAACGAUCUCUAA
This is a messenger RNA of Aureobasidium namibiae CBS 147.97, 372 nucleotides long. RefSeq lists its product as uncharacterized. Lineage: Eukaryota; Fungi; Ascomycota; Dothideomycetes; Dothideales; Saccotheciaceae. The transcript is spliced from 3 exons. Gene Ontology annotation, molecular function: protein binding. The coding region runs from base 1 to 372 and encodes 123 amino acids. The record is from RefSeq and is a predicted model, not a curated record.